Vanessa atalanta (red admiral) is the source of this 4182-nucleotide messenger RNA. RefSeq names its product Down syndrome cell adhesion molecule-like protein Dscam2. Lineage: Eukaryota; Metazoa; Arthropoda; Insecta; Lepidoptera; Nymphalidae. Gene Ontology annotation, molecular function: protein binding. Gene Ontology annotation, biological process: cell-cell adhesion. The transcript has 30 exons. The record is from RefSeq and is a predicted model, not a curated record. Bases 1 to 4182 code for a protein of 1393 amino acids.
AUGGAGGGUCUGGACAGAAGAAAAAGGCUGAGAAGAGGAUUGAAUGAUAAUCAAGUUAUUAUAACUCAACAUUUUACGGAGAGAACUGUGACACCCGGCGGAGAUAUUAGCAUGCAAUGUGCGGCCACAGGCGACAGACCACCGCAAUUCGUAUGGGAACGGGAUGGCAUACUUAUGUCCAGUAAUACUGAUCCCAGAUACGCAUUAGGUCAAUUGAUGACAUCUGACAACUCAGUCGUUGCACAAUUGAAUAUAACAAGAGUCCGAGUUGAAGACGGAGGCUUAUAUUCUUGCACAGCGAAAGAAGGAGAUCAUGUAGCAACUCAUGAGAACAGACUUGAUGUUUAUGGACCGCCUUACAUCCGAUCCCUGCCUCCCGUAAAGAUACAAAGUGGCGAAUCUAUAAAUUUAAGAUGUCCUUUUUAUGGAUAUCCCAUUAGCAAAAUUGAUUGGGAACACAAAGGAAAAACAAUUAAUUCAAACAACCUAUUCCAAAGUCGAUACAAAAGGAAUCAGGUCAAAAAAAGGAAAUCUCGUCGAAGCGUUGUCAAUAUUCACGGUAUCCUAACUAUACCUGAAGUAUCUAAAGAAGAUAAUGGCGCAGUGUAUACGUGUAUAGUUACGUCACCAUCUGGUGAAAUGGCGAGACGCGCAUUUGAAAUACAAGUGAUCGAAGCACCAAUUUUAGAAGAUUUGCUGCUUGGUAAUAAUUUACAGGAAGGUCAGAUUGUAAAUAUUUAUUGCAACGUAAGGAGCGGCGAUCUGCCGAUACAUUUUGAAUGGUUAAAAGACGGAAAGAGAAUCCCGAGUACUUUAAAGGUUGUUGAAAGAAGUUCAGAACUAUUUAGCGCAUUGGUAAUAAAGAAAGUAUCAUUAGAACACUGUGGAACUUACACGUGCGUUGCGUCGAACCACGUCGCUAAAGUUAAUAAGUCUACUGAGCUGUAUAUAAAAGUUGCACCAAAAUGGUUGGAAGAACCUUCAAAUUCAUCGUUACUUCUUGGAAGGAAGGGGACUGUAUCAUGCAGUGCAAGUGGUUAUCCACAACCUCAAGUCCAUUGGAUGAAGAAAGAUGCUCUACUUGGUACUUGGCAACCUGUCCUUGAGCUGGCUGGAGGCGGUAUUCUUAGUCUGCCCAACGGAUCUCUAGUGAUCGAAGAGGUUUCCUUAACAGACGAGGGUCUUUAUUCCUGCAACGUUGAAAACGGAGUGGGCACGCCGCUCAGCAAAACUGUUUGGAUGAGUGUCAACAAGCCUGUUCACUUCGAUACCACAUCGACAAAUGUCACAUCUCGUCUUGGACAUCCUGUUACGCUGGAGUGCCGUGCUUUAGGCGACGACCCGAUCAGAAUUAUUUGGACACACGACGGCAAUACCUUGGAUUCACAGAACCAUAGAAUGAAACAUUCAGAAUCGAAGACAUCCCUCGGAGCGACCAGCACUAUUACUUUCCAGUAUUCAGAAGCAGGCGACGCGGGUUUUUACCAAUGUCGAGCAACCAAUCCUUAUGGUGCAGCGAGUUUCAACAUUUUUCUUACAAUUUUAGAGCCCCCGAGCCCACCGUCGGAGCUCCGUGUGGAGUCAGUGCGCGCGCGGUCAGCUGCUCUAUCAUGGCGUGCAAGAGGCCCUCGUGGCUCGCUUCAGUACGCGCCGACUACGCUCGCACACACAGUCUGGGACCGCGCCAUCAGCAUUAAUGUUACCAGAAAAGACAACGAUGUUCGACAAACCAUCGAGAUACACAACUUAAGACCGGCGACACCUUACGCUGUGCGCGUCGCGACCGCCAAUGAAGUGGGCGUUAGUCGGUACACUGCACCUGUACACUUCACAACACAUGAAGAAGCUCCAUCAACCGCGCCAUCAAGUAUCCAUGUGGAACAGACUGAAAACCCUGGGGAGCUAUUUGUAUCAUGGCUUCCACCACCGAAAGACAGCCAUAAUGGUAUCAUCACUGGUUAUCAUAUCAAAGCCGUGCCUCAGAAUGUUGGAUCAAAGGACAGUGACACCAGGACAUUGAAAGUUACCCAACAGUCUGGAAAGCAAGAGACAACUAUAAGUGGUCUCCUCAAAAAUACUAGAUAUGCAGUAUCAAUAUCAGCCUUUAACAGCGCUGGUUCAGGACCAUUUUCUCUUCCUGUAUUUCAAGAUACUAUGGAAGGAGCACCUGAACAUGCCCCAGCUUCAGUAGAAUGCACAGCGGUAUCUUCCACUUCUCUGAGGGUUGGGUGGCAGCCAAUCGCAAUACACGGACAGGGAAGUUCAUUGAUUGGCUACACGAUCCUAUAUGCUACUGAAGAGAGUGCCUGGCAGAACCAAACGUCGCUUCAUGCGGAACUGUAUCUACAAAGUCUGAUCAAAUACACAAACUAUACAAUCAAAGUUGCUGGCUUUUCAAGUUACGGUGCAGGACCUUUUUCAUAUCCCAUCGUAUGCACAACCUUACAAGAUGUUCCAGACGCACCGGCAGAUAUUAAAGUUCUCAUUCUGUCUCCAACAUCUCUUCUUGUGAAUUGGAAGAAACCAGAACAUCCGAAUGGAGAAUUGAUAUACUAUACAGUCUAUGUGAAACCGACGUCCAGUAAUGGUUCACCACAAACGCUCCGAGUAGACAUGUCUCGAACAACAGCGGAAGUGAAAGAUCUAACAACAGGGAGGACUUAUGAAGCCUGGGUUACGGCGAGCACGAGUGUUGGAGAAGGAUUAGCCAGCAAACGAGUGUCACAAACGCCUUUACAACGAGUGGUGGCAGGCGUUGCUUCUCUCGGCGGCACUAUAUCAGUAGGCGUGGGGUCAUCGCUGCUGCUCGUGUGUCAGUGCGUGGGCGUGCCGCCGCCGCGCACCGUGUGGUACCACAAGCACAACAUCAUCACGCACCACCCGCGCUUCACCAGAAACCAUGACGACAGUCUGCUCAUUAAUAAUAUAGAUCAAUCCCUCAGCGGCAACUAUACGUGUCUAGCGAAGAAUCUCUACGGCUCCGACUCCGUGGAGUAUACAGUCAUAGUGCUGCCUUUACCAGAAGCGCCGGUAUUGCGCGCCACGCCUUAUAAGGACUCGAUCUUAGUUGAGUGGGAACAACCCUACUACUCCGGCAAUAGAAGUUCUGGUCAGAAAAUAACUUACAGUCUAACGUGGAAGGAAGCGAGCGGUCCGUGGCAAGAGGCCUGGUCGCCGAACAAAUUGUCCAACAAGUUGUCGAACUUGUCAGGAGUUCAGAAACACGCGCUAACUGCUCUCAAAUGUGGGACGAAAUAUUCGUUGAGAAUAACUGCUACUAACCGAGUCGGGACUUCACAGCCUGCCUACAUCGAUGUUAGCACUUUGGGGGGACCACCAAUACCACCUGCGACGAACGAAUGGCUCUGGAGCAACUGUUCGCACUUAUUCGUUCAGGGCGCAGGGUGGGAUGACGCGGGCUGUGACCUGCGUACCUUUGACGUGGAGUACCGCCCGUUAGGGGCACGUGCCUGGAUGAGAGCUCACGACGCACUGGCUUACACAGACACGUCAUGGAACAUACCGCUGUACCAGUCAAGUUACCGCGCAAGCUCUUUCGCCAUAUCUGACCUGUCGCCGGGCACAUGGUACCAGGUGCGAAUUACAGUGUCCAACGAGGCCGGCACCAUCACUACUACUUAUAAUUAUGCAACAAAAAAUGAAGACGGGAGCGAAGUUGGUCCGCCGUCUGACCUGUUCGACUUAAAUAUGUUGGUCAUCGUGUUCAGUUCCAUCCUCCUCGCGAUGUGCCUUAUCUGCUGCGUCUACAUUUUGGUUAAGAGACAAAGGCAUGUGAAUUUCACGGAGUAUCGGGAUUCGAUUACCGUCGACAACAAGUCGGAAAGCGGCAACAUGACUGUAAACACUUCGCACAGCAACCUCGCGAACGUUAAGGAGAAUGCGAUCAACGCACAGAAUCGGAUCUACAGCGCGCCCCUACACGUGCGAAACAACAGCAAACAUGAAUUAUACGAAAUAAGUCCAUAUGCACAGUUCGCUGUCGGAUUCCGCACGUUCGGUCACGUGGAAAACCAAGAUAUGCCGAGUCGACACAUGAAACACAGAUAUGACACAGAAACAAGUUUUCAAGUCUGUUCAGAAUCCGAAGACAGUGACAGCAUAUCAAAAUCAACUUUAAAAAGUGUACCAAGAAAAGCCUGCAGGACGCCGCAUCAUAGGUAA